AAGGGGGGUAUUAUAGAGAAUGGAAAUCGCCCUUCUCGAUUGUCACGCCCUGAGUUCUAAGUCGCUCGUUCGCCUCUGGCCCUCCUCCGCUAUCUUCCCUCCUUAAAUACCUCUCGCUCACCUGUCACAACGUAGAUAGAGAAUCUGAGGAUUGCAAUUGAGAAGAAUCGAAGUUCUGUUUUGUUUUUUGGUUGUUUUUUUUCUUCUCGUUCCUCGUCUUUUUAUUUUUAUUGUUUGGUCGAUAUACUCGAGGAUACCGGAGAAAAAUGGCUACUGCAAUGGAUCGGAUCGCUUUCUUCCCUUCCUCCUGCAUCUAUCGUCCUUCUCAAUCUCGAAGAUUCGGAUCAUCCGGAGCCUCGACGAUUCGCUGCGCCACUACCGAGGUUACAAAUGGAAGGAAGGCGUAUAUUCCUCCCCGAGAGGUGCAUGUCCAAGUGAAACAUUCCAUGCCUCCCCAAAAGUUGGAAAUCUUUAAAUCCUUGGAAGGAUGGGCUGAGCAGAACCUGUUGACUCUUCUAAAACCUGUUGAAAAAUCAUGGCAGCCGAACGAUUUUCUUCCGGAAUCUGAAUCAGAAGGGUUCUAUGACCAAGUCAAGGAAUUGAGGGAAAGGAGCAAGGAAGGAGGGGCUUAUUGGAGCCCAGAUCGAACUAACGGCUACUUUUGCUUUUUAAUAUUACAAAAAUUUGCAAUUUGACGUAGGUGGCCCACUCUUCCGACCUACCAGACAAUGUUGAACACCUUGGAUGGGGUUAGGGAUGAGACUGGUGCAAGUCCUACUUCCUGGGCGAUAUGGACACGUGCUUGGACCGCCGAAGAAAAUAGGCAUGGGGAUCUUCUUAACAAGUAUCUGUAUCUGUCUGGACGUGUAGACAUGAGGCAGAUUGAAAGGACGAUUCAGUACCUGAUUGGUUCUGGAAUGGAUCCGAAAACCGAAAACAACCCUUACCUGGGUUUUAUAUACACUUCCUUCCAAGAGAGGGCAACAUUCAUCUCCCAUGGCAACACUGCCAGACUGGCAAAGGAGCACGGGGACUUGAAACUUGCACAGAUAUGCGGCAUUAUUGCUGCUGAUGAGAAGCGCCAUGAGACUGCCUACACAAAGAUUGUAGAGAAACUCUUUGAAAUUGACCCUGAUGGCACGAUCAUGGGCUUGGCUGACAUGAUGAAGAAAAAGAUCUCGAUGCCUGCCCAUUUAAUGUAUGAUGGCCGUGAUGAUAACCUAUUUGAGCACUUCUCAUCCGUGGCCCAGAGGCUCGGUGUCUACACUGCCAAGGACUAUGCUGAUAUACUGGAAUUUCUCGUGCAACGGUGGAAAGUGGAGGAUUUGUCAGGCCUUUCAGGCGAAGGGCGAAGGGCCCAGGACUUUGUUUGCGGAUUGCCAGCAAGGAUCCGCAGAAUAGAAGAGAGGGCUCAAGGAAGAGCCAAAGAAGCCACAAGAAACGUGCCCUUCAGCUGGAUUUUCGGCCGAGAGAUCCGGGUUUGAAUGAAAUGUAAUACCCGCUAAGGCUCAAAGCACAAAGCUUGACCGGGCGAAAAUCUAAAGACCUAAGAAGUUUGAAUGUUCUGCCGAGCUCUUUGUAGAUACGUAUGGUGUUCGGUUCGUCCUGUUUGUCUGUUUGAGACCAAAGCUUGUUUGAGUAUGUGAACUAUUGUGAUGUCUGUUUACCAAAGAAGUAGAAUUCCCCCAAAGUGUUUGCCUUCUUUUCCCCUUUUGGGGUCUCUUUUUUGUCUUCAUCAGUAAUUGUUUCCUAAAGUAACAGGAAUUUGUCCUUUGUUGUUUCCUCA
This is a messenger RNA of Tarenaya hassleriana, 1786 nucleotides long. Its product is annotated as stearoyl-[acyl-carrier-protein] 9-desaturase 5, chloroplastic. The transcript is spliced from 5 exons. NCBI's taxonomy places the organism in Eukaryota, Viridiplantae, Streptophyta, Magnoliopsida, Brassicales, Cleomaceae. Gene Ontology annotation, cellular component: chloroplast stroma. The record is from RefSeq and is a predicted model, not a curated record. Gene Ontology annotation, molecular function: stearoyl-[ACP] desaturase activity. Gene Ontology annotation, biological process: fatty acid biosynthetic process.